UGUCCCCGCUCCGAGCCCCGCUCAGCCGCCGCCUCCCUCGCUCUGAUCCGGGAGGAGCUCGGGGAGAGCCCACGGAAAGUUUCCCGCAUUCAGCCCCCUACAUUGUGCCCGGAUCCCGAGCUGUGCCGCCCGGCUCCCCUCCCCCUCCCCUCUCCCGGCUCCCCCCGGUGUCCUGUCCUCCGUCCCUGGCUGGGAGUGUUGUUGUGAGCGGGGAUCUAACAUGGCGACGGUGCCUGUGUACUGCAUCUGCCGCCUGCCCUACGACGUGACCCGCUUCAUGAUCGAGUGCGACGCCUGCAAGGACUGGUUCCACGGCAGCUGUGUUGGCGUAGAGGAAGAUGAAGCACCGGACAUCGACAUUUAUCACUGUCCGAACUGCGAAAAAACUCAUGGCAAGUCUACAUUGAAAAAGAAAAGAAAUUGGCACAAACAGGACACAGGACAGACACCAGAAGUCAAGCCAGUUCAAAAUGGCAGUCAAGUCUUCAUUAAGGAACUCCGGAGUCGAACUUUCCCAAGGAGUGCGUCGAGUCGCAGAGAUGAGAUACAACAGGAAGUGUCCGAUGCUGAAGAUUCUAAUGGUGACUCUAGCUUCGCAAGAGAUGCUGAGGAUGUGGUGACUAAACUGAAUGGCAAUCAGCUGACAGUGGAGUAUUUUGAAGAAACUGGUUUUACAGAACCAAUUCUGGUGCCAAAGAAAGAUGGUCUUGGCAUUUCUGUACCCGCUCCAACCUUCUAUGUCAGUGACGUGGAGAAUUAUGUUGGUCCUGAGAGAGUGGUUGAUGUCACCGAUGUCACAAAGCAGAAAGACUGCAAGAUGAAGCUGAAGGAGUUUGUUGACUAUUAUUAUAGUACUAACAGAAAAAGAGUACUCGAUGUCAUCAACCUAGAAUUCUCAGACACAAGAAUGUCCAACUUUGUGGAGGCUCCAGAGAUCGUUAAAAAGCUCUCUUGGGCUGAAAACCAUUGGCCCGAUGACGCUCUUUUAGCAAAACCAAAAGUGACCAAGUAUUGUUUGAUAUGCGUGAAGGACAGUUACACCGACUUCCACAUAGACUCCGGAGGAGCCUCGGCCUGGUAUCAUGUGCUUAAAGGUGAAAAGAUUUUUUAUCUGAUAAGACCGACUUCAGCCAACAUCUCCCUCUAUGAGCGCUGGCAGUCGGCUGCCAAUCAUGGUGAGAUGUUCUUUGCAGAUCAGGUGGACAAGUGUUACAAGUGUACGGUCAAACAAGGACAGACCCUGUUCAUUCCAUCAGGUUGGAUCUACGCAACACUCACACCAAUGGACUGUUUAGCAUUUUCUGGGCACUUCUUGCACAGUCUAAGUGUAGAAAUGCAGAUGAGAGCAUAUGAAGUAGAAAAAAGAUUAAAAAUCGUCAGCCUCACCCAAUUCCCAAAUUAUGAGACGGCUUGUUGGUAUGUGGGAAGACACUAUCUUGAGAAGUUCAAAGCAUUACACAAGGCGGGGAAGCAGCCAGUACCACAUCUUGUCCUAGGGGCCAAAAUACUGAACGGAGCCUUUAGAACAUGGACAAAAAAAAAUGCUCUCCUAGAACAUGAAGAUGAACUUCCUGAACAUUUCAAGCCAUCACAGCUCAUCAAGGAUCUCGCCAAAGAAAUACGGUUAUCAGAGAAUGCAUCAAAGGUCACCAAGACAGACAUUAGUGCCAACACCAUCCCAGAAAGCAACAAUAUUAUCGUGGAGAAGAUUGAGAGCGAACCGAAAGAAGAACCUCCCUCGCCAGUGCCAGAAAGUCCACCACCUAUGGAAACAUUUACGAAAAAAAAGACCAAUAAAAGUGAAAAACUGUCAAAACCCCCCAAACCUCCUAAACCCCCCAAAGAGGCAAAACCUGUCAAAAGUGCCAAACCACCCAAAACUCCAAAACCACCUAAACCUCCCAAACCUUCGAAAAAUAAGGAAGGAGGCAAAAAGAAGGCAAAGAAGAUGAAAGACUCACCCGCAUCACCACCAACCACUCCAGACCUUGAUGUUCUCGAGGCCCACACUAAGGAUGCAUUGAUUAAAGUUGACACGCCAAAGAAGGUUGCGGUCCCCAAGGAGGAGAUAAAUACCCCCAGCAAGGAGGAGACAGCUAAACAGAACAAUGAUAUGGAAAAGUUUGAAAUGCGGGACCAGAAUAAAAUCAAAACAGAAGCAAAGUGGAAAUAUAAGAACAGCAAGCCUGAUUCUCUCCUAAAAAUGGAAGAGGAGCAUAAAUUGCAAAAAAAUCCAUUUUCAGCAAUUAAAGACAGUAAAUUCAAGUUUUCUUUCUCUGGCAAGAAGCUGUUCAGCCCCAAGGGAAUCAAGCCACCAAACAGUCCCAGCAUCUUCGGAUCCCUUCAGAAUUUUAAAGAAGAUAAAAACAAGCCAGUCAGAGAUGAGUAUGAAUAUGUUUCCGAUGAUGGUGAGCUGAAAAUUGAUGAAUUUCCCAUCAGAAGAAAGAAAUCAACGACAAAGAGAGAUCUAUCAUUUUUAUCAGAUACAAAGGAAUCUCCGCCACUGGUACCGCCCAAGAAGCCCAAAAUCCAAGAGAAGUAUAAGAGUGACGACUCGUCAGACGAGGGAUCUCUUCACAUUGACACAGAAGCAAAACCAGCAAGAAAUUCCAAAGUGAAAAAAGACAGUGCAAGCGCAGGGGGGAUUCUGGACCUCUUGCAAGCCAGUAAAGAAGUUGGUGGCUUGGAUUACAACUCUAAUAGUCAGCCACCUGCAUCUCCAAGCACACAAGAAGCAAUACAGGGCAUGUUGUCAAUGGCUAACUUGCCUUCAGACUCCUGUCUACAAACAUCAUGGAGCACAAACCAAGCAAAAAACAAUUCCAUAUCAGCUCAGAACUCAAAGAAAUCAAGCAGCAACAACAGCAACAACAAAUGUGCAAGCAAAAGGCCCAGUAAGAAAGUAACAAAGAACAGUAGUAUCACCAUGGAUGACUAUGAGGAGGAGCAAGAUAACCUGGGAGCAUGUUUUAAAGACUCUGACUAUGUUUACCCAUCUCUCGAGUCAGAUGAAGAUAACCCUGUGUUCAAAUCUCGAUCAAGGAAAAGAAAAUGUUCUGAUGAUGCUCCAUAUAGCCCCACAGCAAGAGUCGGACCAUCCAUACCCCGACAAGACAGGCCUAUCCGUGAAGGUACGAGGGUUGCCUCUAUUGAAACUGGACUUGCAGCUGCUGCAGCCAAGUUGUCUCAGCAGGAGGAACAAAAGGUCAAGAAGAAAAAGAACACAAAAAAGAAGCUUUCACCCAACAAUACAAUAAAACUAUGUCAGGAAAGCAGUUCUCCUGAAGCCACAAAGCUGGAAUCCUUGGGGCCUAGCCUAGCGGACCACGAGUACACGGCCGGUGUCAGUACGUUUGGUGUAGCCCAAGUAAACCGAGGGUCCCAGCCUAUGGCCCCCGGGGUGUUCCUCACACAAAGAAGACCGUCUGUGUCUUCCCAAAAUAACUCAGCUGCCAAAGAACCCUUUCAGAAUGAGUCAUGUGACACAAGCGGGCAGGACCUGUGUCUUAAGUACAAAAGGACAGCUGGGAACGAGCACAAAAGCGAAAAAGGUAAACGUACAAAAAAAGGCAUGGCAACAGCAAAGCAGAGGCUUGGGAAGAUCCUGAAAAUCCACCGGAAUGGAAAGCUUCUCCUUUAGUGUUUGCUAAGACAGACUUUUUCUUGUGGCUAGUGGACCCCACAAGCUGACACUAAACCUUGAACUCUUGCAGGACUGCAGUGGCGCUCUGCAGACAUUGUUGGAGGAACCCACCCUGCUCUACCUUCCUGCCACCACUUUAGUAAUUCUUUUUAACUUCCAGCAGUUGACAUGUACAGAAUACUGCUAAUAUUUUUUAAUAAUAAUAAUAAUGUCCUUUCUCAAAUUGCUGAGAGUGACUAGUUUGCAGGAAAGAAGAAAACAAAAAAAAAA
Molecule: messenger RNA, 3913 nt
Organism: Rana temporaria (common frog)
Lineage: Eukaryota; Metazoa; Chordata; Amphibia; Anura; Ranidae
Gene: PHF2
Product: PHD finger protein 2
Exons: 24
Coding region: 221-3640 (1139 amino acids)
Biological process (GO): protein demethylation; regulation of transcription by RNA polymerase II
Molecular function (GO): histone demethylase activity; transcription coregulator activity
Source: RefSeq, a predicted model, not a curated record